This is a messenger RNA of Dipodomys spectabilis (banner-tailed kangaroo rat), 2488 nucleotides long. RefSeq names its product regulator of calcineurin 2 (gene Rcan2). Gene Ontology annotation, biological process: calcium-mediated signaling. Lineage: Eukaryota; Metazoa; Chordata; Mammalia; Rodentia; Heteromyidae. Gene Ontology annotation, molecular function: nucleic acid binding; calcium-dependent protein serine/threonine phosphatase regulator activity. The transcript has 5 exons. The record is from RefSeq and is a predicted model, not a curated record. Gene Ontology annotation, cellular component: cytoplasm; nucleus. Bases 90 to 821 code for a protein of 243 amino acids.
CUCGGAUCCCCGGACUCCCGGUCGCUCCUCCACCUCCGCCCCAUCCCGCCUUCCUUCCGCGGCUCGGCUCGGGCGGACGCCCCGCAGGAAUGAGGGGAGAAUCAUUCUUCAUCGGAAUGAGGAGCCCAGGGCAGCAGGGGUACACCCCUGAAGAUGGAGGCCUUCUCUUACUCUGCUGCAUAGACAGAGAUUGGGCUGUCACUCGGUGCUUUGCAGAAGAGGCCUUCCAAGCAAUCACUGACUUCAACGAUCUGCCCAAUGCGCUAUUUGCGUGCAACGUCCACCAAUCUGUGUUUGAAGGAGAAGAAAGCAAGGAAAAGUUCGAGGGGCUGUUCCGGACUUACGAUGAUUGCGUGACGUUCCAGCUCUUUAAGAGCUUCCGGCGUGUCCGGAUAAACUUCAGCAACCCUAAAUCCGCCGCCCGGGCCAGGAUAGAGCUGCACGAAACCCAGUUCCGAGGGAAGAAAUUGAAACUCUACUUCGCACAGGUUCAGACGCCGGAGGCAGAUGGAGACAAACUACAUCUGGCACCCCCGCAGCCUGCCAAACAGUUCCUCAUCUCCCCACCCUCCUCGCCGCCUGUGGGCUGGCAGCCCAUCAGCGACGCCACGCCGGUCCUCAACUACGACCUGCUCUACGCCGUGGCCAAGCUGGGACCAGGAGAGAAAUACGAGCUGCACGCGGGGACGGAGUCCACGCCCAGCGUGGUCGUGCACGUGUGUGACAGUGACAUGGAGGAGGAAGAGGACCCAAAGACUUCUCCAAAGCCCAAAAUCAUCCAGACCCGGCGUCCCGGCCUGCCACCCUCGGUCUCCAACUGAGCGCACUGCUCCGGCGCGACAAUAAUCUCUGUCUCCUCUUUAUCAUGUCUUUCUUUCCCUUGUUGUUUGUUUGUUGGAAAAAAAAAAAAAAAAGAAUGAAUUGCCUUUAAAUCCCUGGGUGUUUGGUUGUUUGAGAUUCCUUCCUUGUAAUCAAGCCUCUCGGACAAAAGGGCUCGGAAAAAGGUAAUGUCAUAUCGUACCACCCAUCAACGUAUCGACCGUUAUUUAGAAGAUUCUAGAAAAAGAGAAGUAGUAUUUUCUUAUUAAAUAAUCAGCACAGCCUAGUAUCUUUGUUCUCGCCUGUUAAUCCCAACCAGAGACAUCAGUAACAAAUAGCAUCCGUGUUGUUUGUAAGCUGUUGUGGGUCCAGUCCUCAUGAGUGUUUGCUGGGGUCUUUAGUUGUUGUCCAUGUUGUUUUCCUGGCCACUUAAAAAUAGGACCAUAGGUAAACUUGAUUUGACUGCAUGAGAUGUUCCUCUCUGGUCUCACUCAGGCCUCUGCAUCCCGGGACAUGCAUGAUCACCACCAGCAUUUGUUUUCACCAUCUGAAGAGACACCCCCACCCCCCCAAAUUGUCGGUGCCCAGCCAUGCCCUCCUUUAGGAAGAGCCUCGUAGCCAUGCUGCUCAAUCAAAUCUGGAUCUAGUCACUGUUUUGAGAUAACUCUCUCUAACUCUGUUCAGAUUCCUGGAGGUGAAACUGAGCCUGGCUCCAAAGAUAUUCCUCAAUAGAUUCCAACCACAGAUCCCAUGAAGAACUUCCCCGGUUUUCCACUAGGAGGCUUGUCCAGGGUGAGAGACCGACUUCAGACGACCCUAUUGAUGAAUCAGGCCUCACAGUGUCUGAAUGACGUUUUGUUUUGUUUUUCCUCUUUGUAUAUUUGUACAAAUGUUUCAGCUGUGCUUUUACAAUCUGGAGGUUUUUUAUUUAGUGAUUGUUCGACCAUUAGCUGCUGAAGAACGUAAUAUGUGCAUUGCUUCUGAAUGCGUUCAUAUACUAAUCUAGAUAAUCUAAUACUACUACACAACUAACUAUGGAUAAUGCUGUUUCGAAAUGGCACGGAAGUAUCAUCUCAUGUCAAUGUAGAAAUGAUUAGCCAACAUUUUUGCUGUGGAGUCAACUUGUUUUGAGAUAAAGACUAAGUGUCAGUUGUAGAUGCUUUGAACGAAGCUACACCUCCUGCAGACAGUAGCAUCUGAGCAUAGUAGAAGAAGAAAGAAUGGUAGAUAAAUGUAUACCCAUCUCACCCUGCCCCUACAGACCCCUCAAUGCUCAAAAGAGUGGUUUGUUUCCAUUACAUGUGACUUUUGUAUUCCUCUAGCCCAAAGUGCAUUACAGAAGAUACACCUAGAAAACCACCACCUCCCGCUGUCUGUGCCAGGCUCGUUACUCCUGUGCAUUAAUAAACUCCUUUAGACACAAAUACAAAUCUCCGUGGAGUGGGGGACAUACUUUCAGAAAGCACCCAAGAAAAAUAACACAGCCAACCGAUCGAAGGAUUCCUGUGUUGUUUGUGUGUAUGUUUUUAAAUGGACUAAGGUGUAUGUUAGUUUCUUCAGGAAUGUCUCACAUAGACUGAUCACUCAGAAAUUAAAGUCCGUUCUACUGUGAAUAAAGCAAUAUGGUACUGAACCGUACCGUUGGAACUGAGGAGAGCGUUGCCUGUAA